AUGCGGGAUCAGCAAAUCCUUUCCAAUCACCUUCCUCACAGCUUCUCAAAAGACAAACGAGGGGGAGCAGAAUCUCCUGAAGAACCUCGUAGAAGAUUGUGUGUGAACCCGACUUCUGAGGCAGAGACUGCGGCGCGGCUUCUCCGUUUCCUCGUGUACGGGGACACUGGGUGGUGGGACACGUGGAAACAGCUGUUUAGGGAGGAGGUUUCCUGUGAGCGCCGACGUCUGGACACAUUUACACCAGCAGAGAGGAAACCAGUACAGAGAGUUUUGCCUGGAGAAACUUCCAAGAUGCUGAUUACCAUGCUGUUGGCUCCCAUCUGUAUGCUACUGAUGCUUGUGGGUCAUGCUGCUGCUGGAGGCUAUCCCCCCAUGACCCACAUGAAGGUCAUUAUGUUGAUAUGCCCCCCAUGAUGAAGGGGGAAACAGGUCCUCAAGGGAAACCUGGACCAAGAGGGCCCCCUGGACCAUCAGGACUUCCGGGAAAACCUGGACUGGGGAAACCAGGUCAACCUGGACAGCCAGGCCCUCAGGGACCUCCUGGGUUUCCUGGAAUUGGUAAGCCUGGGCUUCCAGGUCUCCCAGGAAAGCUUGGACCAAAGGGGAUUCCGGGACUCAAUGGAGAAGUUGGCCCUCGUGGUGAGCCUGGUCCACGCGGACAGCCUGGGCAGCCUGGCCUGCCUGGUCCUGCUGGCUUGUCUCUGAAUGGGAAACCUGGGCUUCCAGGAAUAAGAGGACCCCCUGGAACUCGCGGUGAGCCAGGAAUAAAGGGCAUUGUUGGUCCACCAGGUGAGCGUGGACUUAAAGGUGAGAAUGGAAAUGGAAAACCAGGGCUUCCUGGCAUGAGGGGACCUCCUGGAUUAAAAGGCAGUUCAGGUCAACCAGGUCCUCCAGGUAAUGGAAAACCGGGGCUGAAGGGUUUGCCAGGACUACCUGGUUCUAAAGGUGAUCAAGGACUCCCUGGGAAUCAAGGACAACCAGGGCAGCCUGGAGCACCUGGUCAACAAGGUCUGCCAGGACCAGUUGGCUUAGGAAAGCCUGGUCUUGAUGGACUUCCAGGAUUACCAGGUCCCCUUGGUCCAAAAGGUGAGCCUGGGCCCCGAGGAAAUCCUGGGAAUCCUGGGGCACCUGGCUUUGGGAAACCUGGUAUGAAUGGUCCAAAAGGUGAAAAGGGUCAUGGAGGAUUCCCUGGUGCCCCAGGGGAGAAAGGAGACCAAGGUAUGAUGGGAUCAAAUGGGGAACCAGGUCUCGAUGGACUUCCAGGACCACCAGGACUUCAAGGUCCAAUGGGGCUCCCUGGAAAACAUGGAAUGCCAGGCGUAAAGGGCGAACUAGGGCCCCAGGGCCCCCCUGGACUCCCAGGCCUUAGAGGUGAUCAAGGCCCUCUUGGAGUUCCUGGUAAACCUGGUAUCCCUGGAGAAAAAGGUUUCCCUGGACCUAAUGGUGCUAUAGGAAAACCUGGACCCAAAGGUGAAUCAGGGAAUUCUGGUCCACCAGGGAAUCCAGGAUUGACAGGUUCUCCAGGGCCUAAAGGGGAGCCUGGAUUUUUAGGGACUCCAGGUCCCAGAGGCCAGUCGGGCAUUCCAGGUCUUCAGGGUCCUAUGGGUCCCAUGGGACCACAGGGAGUCCCAGGUUCAAGGGGCGAACCUGGCGUUCCAGGGCCUCCGGGAGUGGGCAAGUUUGGUGAGAAAGGAGCUAUAGGUCCUCAAGGUCCUCCAGGAAAACCAGGCACUGCUGGACUCAAUGGUAACCCUGGUCUACCUGGGCCCCCAGGACCACCUGGUCCUCCAGGAAAUGGCCAAACAGUUGUUGCAGGGCCAACGGAUACAGGGUUGGGUGGGGAAGAAGUACCAGGGGACAGAAAAGGGCCUGCAUUUAGUCAAGUUCCACUCUCUGCCUCUCUGGCACCAGCCUUCACAGCUAUUCUCACCACACCAUUCCCUCCAUCUGGCAUGCCAAUCAAAUUUGAUAGGACCUUGUACAACGGGCAAAAUGCCUACAGCCCUUCUACUGGUAUCUUCACCGCUCCUUUAUCUGGUGUCUACUACUUUGCAUACCACAUGCAUGUAAAGGGAACUAGCCUGUGGGUGGCUUUGUACAAGAACAAUGUACCAGCCACUUAUACCUAUGAUGAAUAUAAGAAAGGCUAUAUGGACCAAGCAUCUGGCAGUGCUGUCCUAGAGCUGAAGGAGGGUGACCAGGUGUGGGUCCAGAUGCCCUCAGAUCAGGCAAAUGGUCUUUAUUCUACCGAGUACAUCCAUUCCUCCUUCUCUGGAUUUCUGCUCUGUCCCACAUAACGCUGUCUUUCCUUUAAACAUGUUCUGUUUUGGCACCUCAGAGAAGCCCCAGACCUAAGAUACUUAGGUAAAGCAAAUUCAAAAUCCAUGAUUUUUUUUUCUAUAGUUUUUAUCACCUUACGUGUAACACCCCCACCAUCAGCGACAGAAAAAAAUAAACUUUGUGAAUGAAAUCUGGAACGUUUAAAUGACAGUGGAAGGAUUUUCAUACUGUGUUUUUGUUUCUAUGUCCUCCAAAUGAGUGUUUUGGGAUGUAUUUUAUGUUGGUGUUUUUUUGGCGUAUAUCAUUUUAAUUAUUAUUGUGUCAUAAUUUUAUUGUUAUUGUUUGAUCCUUCUCAUCAUCAAUGUUGUUGUUUAUUGGAUCCAGACUAUUAAGUGCCGUACUUAAUGUGCUUGUAAUGUGCUAGAAACAGACCUUCCCGUGUGACUGCACAUCCUGUCCACAUGCUCUGACGUAAAGUAAUUUGUUCCCUGGCUGCAGUCAUGUACCGCAUUUGUUAUCUGAACCAUGAAUGGUAAUAUUGUCAUAAAGAACUAUAAGAGCAACACAACAACAUAGAUAACAUGUUCAACUUAUACAGUUGCAAAACAAGGCAUUUGGUGCUACAACAUCAUUACUUCUCUCUUUUCUGUUGACCUCUUUGGUACUCUCAACAUUUGCUAUAUGAAAGUUAUGUAUCUGUUGGAUGUUAAUUUUUCUGUUUCUUGCUGUAUUUAGUCACCGGCCAUUGAAGAUAUUGGAUCUGUCUACCUUAUAAUUUCCUAAAAUUCCAUUCCAGCAACAAUACAUGAAUAAAUAUGACCUUACAGUAUUAGAGUUAUUGGAUCUAAUUUGCCCUUUUAAAGAGCAUCAACAUUAUCAUGCAAAGACAAUGUCUUUUAUAAUGUUCAGGACAAAUUAAAAAUAUUGGUGUGCAUGGAGUCAAUGUUUACAUGUCAUAGAAUAGAUACUGUAAGUAACUGCUGAUGGACAGUAGGGACAUGUGGUCUGUUGGAUCAACAGUCCGUUUCUCUGUAUUAAUACGUUUUUUCCCCCCAUUUGCACAGCACAUGACCUCACCAUAUCACAGUCAUCGUCUUCACAUGCUCCAUCCAUGAAAUGAAAGAUUUUUUUUUCCAAUGGUAUACUACCAAUUUACAAAUCUUUAUUCCAUUCAAGUUUGAACUUUUUUCAUAAUCAUACCAUAAAAGACCCAAUUGAGCAGUUUGCUGAAAAUUCUGUGAAUAUCUUGAAAACUUGAUUUUGCAUAAAACAUAGGGAAAUAAAUGGAUGACAACAAACAUACAUCUACUUCUUCCUUUAGAGCCAUUUUAUAUGUGACUUGUGAUUGUUGCUUAGCAAAUGAGAACAAUGUUGAAUCAUUUGGAAUUCAGAGGGAAAUCUGUCUGGUCAUGUCCAAACUAAUCGUGUCAAAAAUAAUCAAAUCACUUGUUUACCUUGAUGGAACAGCCAUGGCUAAAUAAAAAAAAAAAUCCAGAAAUUAGAAUAAAUUUACAUUUACAGGAUGAUUAAGGAAAGGGACUGACUGAGGCUCAGAGGUUACGAAACACAGGUUGAGUAACAUUUAACAAACCGCUGACAGAUUUCUAGAGGUGGUAGGUCAGAGGUGAGACCUGUGCAUUUACUCAUUUCUGUUGGAUGAAGGAUUAAACAUAAACUCUGAGUGCAUGCGCUUGAAUGCUGUAGAGGGUGUACCCUUUUGUCUGUCUUGGUGUUUGUAAGUGUAUGAUAUUGUGUGUGUGUGUGUUAGUGUGAGUCAUGUUUCCCCUUUGGUAAGCAGGCCAUGAAUACUUUAGCAAGGAUAAUAAUAAACUCAAAGGAAGUUACAAAACCCAGAGAAAAGGUUAUGGUUCUGUCAAUGUUCCUCAACAAAGCUUAGAAUUUAGACAUCCAGAUAUUUUGGGCCCACUUUGGUUUUACGAGAAUCUAACAAGAGGUUUACGUCACAACACUCUAAUAAAGCGUUUGCAACGCAAGGGAACAAGCUACUGAAAUAGGUGAUGAAUGUAACAUGGGAAACAGAGAAAAACUGAAAUCAGAGCUGAGAAUAAACAGAAAAAAAGGCAUUUUUUGGUCAACACUGAACAGGCUGUUUUGCAUAUUGAUCCGAUCAACCGAAUAAUGGCGUGCAAUAAUUUUGAGUCUGACCAAGUCACGGACAAAAAAAAGGCAUCGUAUGAAAUGUUGAAAAGAAUUUGAGAUAAAAACAGGUGGUCCAGGCAAAAACUCGUGUGAGUGUUUUUUUUUUUUCCUGAGAAGCUUACGUGACUAUCGCUGUGCCUUUACUAGUCUCAUCUCAGACAGAACUCUUACUUAUGCCGCCCAAACACUUUUUACACUGAAUAACAACUACAUUACACGCUGAUGAAGAAAUGUCAAUGUGCAGGAGGACAGUGCCAAAUAUUGAGCUUUGCAAUUAGAAAGAAUGUACACUGUUUGAAUGAUUUAAUAUUGUUUCUACAAUCCACCUUCAGUGCUGUGUCGCUAAACUCCGGCUAUCCAAGUUGCUCUGGAAAAGCAGUAAUCAGUAUUUUACAUCUAUGUAAUGCACUUACGUUUACCCUCUGUAUCUCAUAGCAUGAACACACCUACAAUUGCUAUGUAUUAUUUUUAUGCGAGUCAAUAAGGCAGUCCAAGGUUUGUUAUGUGCUGUAUGUUAUUUUUUUGUCGUCAUCCUCCAUUUUUUUCACAUAUGAAAUGGUGAUGAGAGUUAGAUGUGGCUUUUACGCUCUUUCCUUAUGUUUCCAUAGACAAUGUCACUUGCUGAAUUGCCGCUGAGUGCAAAUCAUUUAACAAGUGUCAGUGAGAUCCAUGUAUCGUCUCAAUUGCAAAUUAUUGCUUUUAACUGUUUCUUGUUUUUUUUUGUUUAUUAAAAAAAAGAAAACGGAAAAAAAAAUACACAACACCCUUGCUUCGGUUCUUAAGGGAUAUUUGUUUGUUUUAGCUUCAGUAAACACAAACGGCCAUUCCCAUUUGCACAUGAAAUUAAUGAAGAUGUAUUUAUACAUUUAUGAUAAUUUAAUAGGGAUGCCAAAACUGACCACCGAAGCCUAGAACAUAUAAAUGGUAUUUAAUAGCAUUGAUGAGUUAAGAGUAUUAACAUCAUGUAGUUAGCAUUCUAGAGUUGUUUGUGAAGGAUUAUUUGUGGACAUUUAUUUUCUAUUUGUGUCAUGUCAUGUAUCAACACUUUUUUUUUCUUUUUUGGUCAUACAUAGCUAUGGCAUGCACUCUGCAAUAGAAUUUGGGUAUAAAAUGCACUCCUUUUGAUUGAAAAUGUUUGUCUGCUUAUACAAAAUCUACAGUACUUGAUUGUAUUGAUAUCACAUCAAUAAAGACUUUCUUAUA
This is a messenger RNA of Menidia menidia (Atlantic silverside), 5646 nucleotides long. NCBI's taxonomy places the organism in Eukaryota, Metazoa, Chordata, Actinopteri, Atheriniformes, Atherinopsidae. The record is from the annotation of a GenBank genome assembly.